This is a messenger RNA of Populus trichocarpa (black cottonwood), 2350 nucleotides long. RefSeq names its product CRS2-associated factor 1, chloroplastic. The coding region runs from base 103 to 2298 and encodes 731 amino acids. The transcript is spliced from 5 exons. The record is from RefSeq and is a predicted model, not a curated record. Gene Ontology annotation, biological process: Group II intron splicing. NCBI's taxonomy places the organism in Eukaryota, Viridiplantae, Streptophyta, Magnoliopsida, Malpighiales, Salicaceae. Gene Ontology annotation, molecular function: RNA binding.
CACACAAAAAACGACACCGUUUGAUCUCUUCCCAAGGUCUUCCUAAAUCCCUUCACUCGCUCACUCUAGAUUUUCAACAGUCAUCACUAAUCAUUUCUGUUAAUGGCGCUAAAAUUAUUUCCAACCCCGUUCCCAAUCUUUGCACCACCGUCUCCGAACCCAUCCCACCGUCCGUCCACCGAGGUCCACUUCUCUCGAUGGUUCAACGCCAAUGCAGACAAAUUCAACCAACGCUACCGCUCCCAACAAGAAAUCGAAGAAGAUAUCAGCCGCCGUCGCCGCUUCACUUCCGCCAACAACAUCGUCACUAAUUACGACCCGAAAAACGCCGCUGAAGUAGAUAUCUCUUUUUUCAAAUCCACUGGCACACCUUCCUCUCCUUCCUCUCCUUCUAUCCCGGGUAAGAAAUCUAAAUACUCCAAACCCUUGAAAAAAACCCACCCAGCUUUUCUUCCCAAAAUUACCAGAGUGCCCCUACCGCGAAACAACGCCAAACCCCCCAUUGACAGGAAAGCAGACAUCAAGCUAAGCGAAGACGGCGUCUCCUAUGUAAUAGACGGCGCACCGUUCGAGUUCAAGUACAGCUACACGGAGACGCCGAAGGUGAAGCCGUUGAAACUAAGGGAGGCGCCGUAUGCGCCGUUUGGGCCCAUCACGAUGCCAAGGCCUUGGACUGGGCGUGCCCCGUUGCCGCCCAGCAAAAAGAAGCUGAGAGAGUUUGAUUCGUUUGUUUUGCCCCCUCCGGAUAAGAAGGGAGUCAAGCCGGUUCAGGCACCGGGUCCCUUUUUGCCCGGGGCGGGCCCUAGGUACGCAAAGACUAGAGAGGAGAUAUUAGGUGAUCCUUUGACACAAGAGGAGAUUCAAGAGUUGGUUGAUGGAUGCUUGAAAGCGAAGCGACAAUUGAAUAUGGGGAGAGAUGGUUUGACGCAUAACAUGUUGGAUAAUAUACAUGCGCAUUGGAAGCGGAGGAGAGUGUGUAAAAUCAAAUGCAAAGGAGUAUGUACUGUGGAUAUGGACAAUGUGUGUCAGCAAUUAGAGGAAAGGACUGGAGGGAAGAUCAUUUACAGAAAGGGAGGGGUGUUGUAUCUUUUCCGAGGAAGAAACUACAACUAUCGAUUUCGACCCCGCUUUCCUCUUAUGUUGUGGAAACCUGUUACGCCUGUUUAUCCAAGGUUGAUUCAACGAGCUCCGGAGGGUCUAACAUUGCAAGAAGCAUCUGGGAUGCGGAAUAAAGGGCGGAAACUGAUACCAAUAUGUAAACUAGGGAAAAAUGGUGUGUACCGUGAUUUAGUGAGAAAUGUCAGAGAGGCGUUUGAAGAGUGUGAAUUGGUCCGAAUAAAUUGUCAAGGGAUGAAUGGAAGUGAUUUUAGGAAAAUUGGAGCCAAACUCAGGGACCUUGUCCCAUGUGUGCUGAUCUCAUUUGAAUGCGAGCACAUCCUCAUGUGGAGGGGAAGAGAUUGGAAGUCCUCCUUCACAAAACCAGUAAAUGAUGGUGAUGAAGCUAAGAAUUCUAGCAUUGACGGUGCAACUUCUGCCACACCACUUUUGGAGGGCCUACAAAAUGAAACUUUCUCAGUAAAGGAUGCCAGCACACUGAAUUUAAAAACGUCCAGGAUGGAUGCUGAAGAUCAAGGAGAGGAUCUAUCCCAAAAGGACAUAGAUGAGACAUUUGCAGCUAAGAUUUUUAUUUCAACCUCAACAGAAAUCUAUGAAAGUAAAACCACACCAGAUAAUGAUGACAGUUCUGCUGUUACCAAGUCUGAAGCCAUGAGAAUUGCAAGUGGCAGUGAAGUAAUAUUGGAUGAUAGAGGGUAUAUUGAUGAAAUGCUAAUUACCACGUCGGUGGAAUCUGAUACCACACUGGAAAGAAUUGGGAACAUGGAAAAGCUCCAAAAUGUUUCAGAAGGUUCCCAUGUUAGUGAACUGGCAAAAUUGAAUGAAUCUUAUACGCAGGGAGUUUUAGAAUUGUUGAAACAAGCUGUUGAGAUUGGGAGUGCAGUUGUCCUAGAUGCAAAUUUGGAUGCUGAUGCGGUUUACCAAAAGGCAGUUGCCUUUGCACAGUCUGCUCCUCCUGGUCCUGUUUUUAGGCGCCAACCCAGGAACACAGUGGUUCAAAAGAGCGAGAUGCAAGAAAACGGGGAAUUGGAAGUUAAACAAGUCACAAGCUUUUCCAAGAUGGGAGGAGGUAGCGAGAGGAAGAGUUCUAAGGUUAGAAGAAAAUAUUUCAAUGAACAAUAUGUAGAUUCUGUACCACAAGGAAGCCUAAGAGUGGAUGAACUUGCUAAACUGUUGGCAUGAUAUCUAGCAUAACUUUAUAAAUCCUUGUAGUUAUAAUUGGCUUACUUGCUAA